AUGUCCAUGGAGAAAGUUGUUAUUGUCGGGGCAGGUCUCGGCGGAGUACUACUCGGGAUCCUACUAGAGAGGGCGUCCAUAGACUAUGUGAUCCUCGAAAGCAUGCCCGUCGCAAAGAUGCCGCUCGAGGGCGGUGGGGUGAUCUUUAUGACCCCGCAAAUCCAACCGCUUCUGCGGCAGUUAGGUCUUUUGGAUCAAUUGAAGCAAUUGGCCAAACCGGUCAAUCGUAUCACGGUUUUGGCGAUUGAGCAGGGGCGAGGCAUGCAGCCGGAAGUUCUUGGUGAGAUCGAGAGCGGGUUCUUGUGUUCAAGAUUCGGUUACGACGCACUGGCGAUCUCCCGUCCAGAGCUCUAUAACUCUCUCAUAUCCCACAUCCCUCCUUCAAAACUCCAUCUCGGGAAACAGGUCGCUGACGUAUCCUUUCGACAUUUCCAGGAGCAUGACGAAGAUAUCUCCAAAGCAGCUGCGUGUGUCUGCACGGACGGGUCGACGUACGAAGGGAUCAUCAUCGGCGCUGAUGGCGCUUACAGCAGCGUGCGCCGGAGUCUGUACCGGCAAUUGAAAGACCGGAACAUGCUAACUGCGCAGGAUCGUGAGCCGAUGAGGUUUGCAUCCCAGGCCCUCGUGGGGAUGACUCGACCCUUGGACCCGGAGAGGUUCGCGUGGCUUCGGAAAGAGCAUUCGGAGGUGAGGGUGCUGGUCUCUGAUGGGGGCGGGCAUGCCUUUACGUUAUGGUGUGUUCCCAUGACGGAGAAUAGGCUGUGCUGGAUGCUGGACGAGCCCUUGGCAGAGUACCAUGACUGUCCAGAGGUCGAGGACUGGAGCUUCAUGGUACAGACGAUCACUGACACGUGUAAUCGGCACCGAAUGAUGCAGUCUCCGUUGGAGGGAACGCUAUUGGGCGAAUUGUUUGAAUGGACGCCCGAGGGGACCAUGCUGUCGAUCCCACGCGAGGAGGGCUUCUUUUCAAGGUGGACCUAUGGCAAGAUUGCACUCAUGGGUGAUGCGUGUCAUAAGGCACUACCAUAUGGCGGUCAGCCGUUUGCUCAAGCUGGCUACGAUGCGGUCAAGCUCGCCAACGCACUCUACGCCCACGCCCAUGCGCAUAGACUCGGACAGGGGACACAGACGCAGGCAGGAACACAAGUUUUGAAUUGGUUUCAGCAAGGGAUUAAUGAUGGCAUGGCCGCAAGACUCCGCUCGUACGAAACCGAGCGGCGCGCCAAGGCCAGGGCAGCAGUCGCAGGAUCACAUCGGCUUGGGGAACUGCUGAGUCGGCAGGACUGGAUCGGGAAGGUUGUGCGGUACAUAGUCCUGGGUUAUGUGCCCCAGUUUCUGCUGCAUUGGAUCAUUGCAGGCCGAUUUAAUCGAGAUCUAUUUCCACAGGCUGCAUUUUUACCCAAGGUGAUAUAG
Gamsiella multidivaricata is the source of this 1413-nucleotide messenger RNA. RefSeq lists its product as uncharacterized. The transcript has 5 exons. Gene Ontology annotation, molecular function: FAD binding. Bases 1 to 1413 code for a protein of 470 amino acids. The record is from RefSeq and is a predicted model, not a curated record. Lineage: Eukaryota; Fungi; Mortierellomycota; Mortierellomycetes; Mortierellales; Mortierellaceae.